Clarias gariepinus (North African catfish) is the source of this 1143-nucleotide messenger RNA. It is a transcript of the gene psme2, whose product is annotated as proteasome activator subunit 2. The coding region runs from base 270 to 995 and encodes 241 amino acids. Gene Ontology annotation, cellular component: cytoplasm; nucleoplasm; proteasome activator complex. Lineage: Eukaryota; Metazoa; Chordata; Actinopteri; Siluriformes; Clariidae. Gene Ontology annotation, biological process: positive regulation of endopeptidase activity; regulation of proteasomal protein catabolic process; regulation of G1/S transition of mitotic cell cycle. The record is from RefSeq and is a predicted model, not a curated record. The transcript is spliced from 12 exons. Gene Ontology annotation, molecular function: endopeptidase activator activity.
GACAGGAGACAGAAGAGGACCUUAAAGAUAGCAGCGUCCUCAUCACUGCGGAAGUCGUGCUUCGCUGCGUGUUUCCACGGGAUACGGAACAUGGUCUUCUCGUCAUCGUCCCAUACGAGACCACGUCCACCUUAAGAGGCAGCUGGGCGGAGCUAAGGGAAAGCGAAAGUGCAAGAGGAAACGGUCGGAAAAGUCCCGCAGCUCGUCUCACCGCAUUCACACAUCUCACAUCUCAUCCGCCUGUUUCUGUGUCUCAGAACUCCACCAACAUGUCCAAGUUUAAGAUUAGUCCUGACAACCAGCUCAAGGUUCAAAACUACCGCCACUCGCUGUAUCAGAAGGCAGAAGAUCUUUUCUCCAAUCAUAUCCCAAAGAAGAUUUCUCAGCUGGACAAUCUGAUUCAGGAAGAAGAACUGUGCGUCUCAGAUCUCUCCUCCCUCCAUGCACCCCUUGAUAUUCCCAUUCCUGAUCCUCCAAACCCAGAAGAGGAGGAGAUGGAGACAGACAAGAACGAAGACGAGGACAAGAAGAAGAAACGUCCUGUGUGUGGCUUCAUCAAGGGAAAUGAGAAGAUCAUGAAGCUGCUAGACGUGGUGAAGCCUGAGAUCACGGGUCUGAAAGAGACCUGCAUCACUGUUUCCUGCUGGAUUUCACUGCUAAUUCCUAAGAUAGAAGACGGAAAUGACUUUGGAGUCGCAAUUCAGGAGAAAAUCCUAGAGCGAAUCGCUGCUGUGAAAACCAAACUGGAGGGAUUUCAGACCAACAUUAACAAAUAUUUCACAGAGAGAGGCGACGCAGUAGCCAAAGCCUCCAAAGAUAUGCACGUGAUGGACUACCGCUCACUCGUCCACGAGAAAGACGAAGCAGCGUACUGCGAGAUCCGCGUCAUCUUACUCGACAUCCGUGGAUAUUACGCCGAGCUCUACGACAUCAUCAGCAAGAACCUGGAGAAGGUCGUCAACCCCAAAGGAGAAGAGAAACCCUCUAUGUACUGAGAGUGAGACGCCUCGUCAUGUUUCACUCACCUGUCUGACUUCACACCUGUUAGAAAUGCUGUUUCUAUUGGAUAGUUCUGACCGAUCCCAGCUACACACUGGCAAGACACUCACUUCAACAGAAAUAAACUCUAGUGUUUGAUAUUAA